AACUUCUGGAGGACGUCCAAACAAACUACAAGAACAUCCCUGAAGGACCGAAGCGUUUGUCCAUCCUAAUAUUAGCGUAAGUGAUUCACUGCGUUCGACCAUCCUCCUGGCUGCUACUGGCUGCUCGAGGCAUAUCAAUCGCAGCUUGGCAUCGCCGUGCUACCCGGACGAUCUGAUUACUGGGUUGUCCUCUCAGGCUUGCUGUUUUGUUGUUCUCCUUCCAACUCUGGCCAUCUGUCUGGUUUAUCGGUUGUGGACUUAAGGCCUGAAGGCUUUACGUUUCAUCUUCGUCUUCGUUAUGUAAUAACCAAGCAUGCACGUCUGUGGCUAUUUGGCAUCUCGCGAUUCUAAUCACCAUUACACAAUCGUUCCUGCAUAAUCAUGAGAAGUUAUAACAAACCAGGACGUUAUCUGUCCAAAAAUGUUCAGUUUAGGGUCGAGACUCCAACAAUGCCCGAUGGCACUGAUUGGACUUGGGUCACCCCUCUGCUUAAUGCUGCAAACGAGCUUGGGGCUAUAUGGCACGUAACAAACCCUCUGCAGAAAGUCAAUAAUAUCGGCGCGGAGAAAGUUAUUUCACAUAUUGAAAACGAAUUAUGCAAAUGGUUGGAUGCCGAGAGUAUUCACUCUGUAGAUGUUCCAUUAUCUAUGUCUUUGGAUGAUCAUACUGUGCAAGUGCAGGAGCGACCAACACUUGCAGAUGUAGAAUCUGUAUCAGCGAGGUUGAUUUUUGAGUACGUUACUCAAGUUGCAGAAGUGCAUCUGCGUCGCUACUGGAAACGUAAUGGCAAGGAUCCGAAGCAGUCUCACCUCAACUGGGCAGGAGACGAUACAGUAAACACUAGCCCUGGCUCAUUUUUCUGGUCCUUUUUUCAGUUACGCACAUGCGUCGCUGGCUUCAUGCGCCUCAUGCGGUUUCCCGGUCUAUAUGAGGGUAUGGCCGAGUACACUUUCGAGAAGUAUUUAACUAUCGCCAUCGGGCUCAUUUUCGAUUCUCAACCAGUUCUAUCACUUCCAAAUGAUGCUCCGUCGAUGUAUGCUAAUCCACUCCUGGUGACCUGCUGCACUCUCGGCGAUCUAACGAACGAAAUCAAACAAUCCAUAGCACUCGCUUUGCAGCCCACGUUGCGUACUUUUAUCAGACUCAAUGCCGACGGGUCUUCAUCACUUCCAGAGCACUGUUUUGUGUUUGGGAUACACUGGUCAAAAUCCCGAUUAUCCAUUUUAAUUCACUUCCCCAUACCUGUUGAUCAAGCUGGCAAGAAGUGGAAGUUCUGUCAAGUUUUGGCCGCGGAACAUUGGGUUGCUCUGGCCGAACGGACCGUACAGGAACACGCAGCUGUCGGUGCAGCCACUCAAGAUGAUCAGCUUCUGAAUCGUUGGCGGUUGACUAUAGCACUGUUUUUCAUUCGUGCACAUGUUCAACGACUGCAACACUACUUCCAUCAUCUGAAAGUAGAUUUCUCGAGUUCUCACGUACAGAAUUGGAGUACAUCUCACACGGAACGUCUUGCUACAACUGGACUCUCUACAAUAGCUGUCCAGUCAGUCGGCUCCUCAUACUUGCAGGCAAUGCGUCAAGCUUGGAGAGGCGUAAAGCUUGGUAUCCCCAGAGAAUGGGUUCCGACAUUAGGGGAAUAUCUUGUGACCAAAGACAACAAUCCGGCUUAUAGACGCUACGAUAAAGUCAACAAAGCAAUGCGAUUUUUGGCGAAGGUAUAUUUCAAUGCGAUCCGUGAUAAAGUCUCUCUCUUGGACAAACCGAUGAUAGAGAGUACUCAUGCUAUUGAUGCUGAUGAGAGACAAAGCCACGGUAGAGGAGACAUGCCUUUCCAAAAGUACGAAGACUAUGGCCCGGAUUUCAUCCAUCGUCCGAAUGUUCCCCGCUCAGCAUUCGAGUGGGCUGCAAUGCAAAUUGAAUACCUAGGCAGCGAUACCGGCCCUUAUCUGCAUCGCACCUAUGAUCUUCUUAGUAUGGCAGCACUUACCUGGCACGACAUACAAAUUUUCCUUGCAAAUACAUUAGCCGGAUUUUCCUCUUAUGCUGUACGAUGGCAACCUGCAGUUCACUAUCCUUUCGAUGCGACUUUGAACUCGUCCAAGAACAUAGUCUGUGACUUUGUGUUGGCUGAACAAUUCAUACCCCCUGGUAUGCCGGAAACUAUUGCACGUGCACCAUCCGUACCUAUCACUAUAUAUUCCCCGGCCGUCCUCCUCGGUGUUCGUGCUAUGACGGAGAGGGAUACCAGCAGCGCCAGUGCUGUUGCCUCCUCGGAGCUAGACGAACUCAAGCUCCUCAUGAAGCCUCAUCUCCAAAUACUACGGGAUCGCAUGGCCAUUAGUGUGCACGAUGCUAAUGCGAGCUGCAGAACUCUUCUCUGUACCUACCUUAAACCGGGGUACAUUCAUAUUUUUGCAUUUACUCUUCAAGCUGUUAGUUUGGAGACUCAAGUCACCUUCAUAGACACAUUGCCAGUAAUGAAGAUUGCUGAGGGCAUAGAAGAUCUUCAUGACCGGCUGCGGUUGGCAAUCGCAUUGUUUAGCCUCCAGCGACAUGUGAUCCGAUAUUGCACCCAUUGGGCAUCCUUGCCAUGGUCACCUUCCACUCUAGCAGACGAACAUGAAGCGAUUCUCCAGGAAACAGGAAUAUGUACGCCUUCGGCUUCCAGGUUCGCAACGGUCCCACCAUCAAAGCCGGUAGAUCCUGCAAUCAGCCACCAUAGUUUAGACAGUGGGAGAGAUAGCCGAAACACGGCUAUGGCAGGAGAAGAACGAGUUGAAGAAAUUCGAGACGAGAUAGGCGUUUGGCUCUCAAUGCAUGAACCUUACGAACCUAUUGUAGAGGCAGGGUCAUACGAUGUGUGUAGCCACCCUCACUGUGAGACACGGCCAUUGUAAUGAAUAGCAUAAAGGUUCAGAUUGGUAUAAUAGAGAGCUUGUCCCUUUAAAUUGGUCUAUCAAAUUCAUGUAUUCGAUUCGCUUUGUGCAUUCCCGACAUAACGAUAAGAUGAGAGCCCAGUCCUGGAU
Somion occarium is the source of this 3027-nucleotide messenger RNA. NCBI's taxonomy places the organism in Eukaryota, Fungi, Basidiomycota, Agaricomycetes, Polyporales, Cerrenaceae. The record is from the annotation of a GenBank genome assembly.